This is a messenger RNA of Frankliniella occidentalis (western flower thrips), 495 nucleotides long. RefSeq names its product cuticle protein 5.1-like. The record is from RefSeq and is a predicted model, not a curated record. Bases 88 to 342 code for a protein of 84 amino acids. NCBI's taxonomy places the organism in Eukaryota, Metazoa, Arthropoda, Insecta, Thysanoptera, Thripidae. The transcript has 2 exons.
GGCCGGCCCGGGCCGCUCCAGUAUAAAUACGGCCAGCGACUCAGGAGCAGGCAUCAGUUAGUCCAAGACAAGCUGCAAACCAUCACCAUGAAGGCCGUCAUUGUUGCUCUCUUCGCCGUUCUGGCUGUUGUGGCCGCCGUGCCCGCUAAGGACCUGAAGGGUUCCGAGGCCGUGUACGUCGCCUCCCCCUACGUCGCCUCCGCCUACCCUGCCGUCUCCGCCUACUCCGCCUACGGCGCCGUCCCCGCCGUCAGCACCUACUCCGCCUACGGCGCCGUGCCCGCCGUCGGCUACAGCAGCUACGGCUACGCCGCCUCCCCCUACGCCUACCUGUACCGUUAAGCGCCAACUCCACGCCAGCUUCGCACCCCACCGACUUGCUGCCCCAUGACUACGGACCCGGACUUUUCUGGAAAACCAAAUCAAAUAAUUUCGGAGGAGAUUACAUCAUGGUUGUGAUACAUCUAAAUUUAAUAAACUGAUAGCAAUGUAGUA